Messenger RNA from Guyanagaster necrorhizus, 1008 nucleotides. RefSeq names its product RNA-binding domain-containing protein. The record is from RefSeq and is a predicted model, not a curated record. The coding region runs from base 1 to 1008 and encodes 335 amino acids. Gene Ontology annotation, cellular component: cytoplasm; nucleus. Gene Ontology annotation, molecular function: mRNA binding. The transcript has 9 exons. Lineage: Eukaryota; Fungi; Basidiomycota; Agaricomycetes; Agaricales; Physalacriaceae.
AUGUCGAACCCCCGCCAGCGGCUCUAUAUUGGCAGAUUGCCCCCCGAUGUACGUUCUGAUGAUGUCUCGAAAUAUUUCGAUACGUAUGGGCGAAUUGUUGACUGCCGUGUGAUGACUGGUUUCGGUUUCGUCGAGUUUGAGAAUGCCAAGGAUGCCGAGGACGCUGUCACCCACUGCAAUGGCAAGUCUUUCAUGGGUGCAAAUAUCGUCGUGGAAUUCGCGAAAGAAGGCCGGCCCCGUCGCGAUCCGUACGAGGACCGGAGCCAUGGCUACGGAAACUCUCGUUCCCGUAGGCCUCCAGGCUUUCGUAUCCUAGUUCAGAACGUCGCCCGUGAAGUCAGUUGGCAGGUAUGGAAAGUUUUGUAUAAUUUCGUCGUUCUGGCCCUUCCCACGCUUGCCCUUUUGAUUGGAUAUGCGCCGAGGCCCAUGGAUCUGAAAGAUUUUGGCCGGGAUGCUGGUAAUGUGACAUUCGCUGAUAUCGACCGCGAUGUCGCGGGUCAAGGUAUUCUUGAAUAUGUUACUCGUGAGGAUGCGGAUCGCGCCAUCCGAGACUUGGAUGGCAAAGAGCUCCGCGGAAAAAUUAUUCGCGUUACCGACGAUAACCACUCUGGUCCCGAUAACUAUAGACGCGAUGACCGUCGUGAUGACCGGCCGCCCAGGGAAGACCGUUAUCGGGAAGACCGCAGCUACAGGGACGACCGUAGCUACAGGGACGACCGCUACAGGGAUGACCGCGGCGCCAGAGAAGACCGUGGCUACCGUCGGGACCGUUCAAGAUCGCCUCGUCGUGACCAUGAUGAUCGACGUCGGUCCCCGCCUCCCAGGAAAGAAUAUGAUGAUAGGAGGCCUACAGGGUACGAUGAUUACCGGAGAGUGGGUUAUGAUGAUCGCAGAGUACCUGAUUAUCCUGAACGCCGCAGGGACGAAAGAAGACGCGACGAGAAGGAUGACCGGUACGACGACAGACCCCCAAGACAGGCGAACGGUGAUGGAGGAUGGACUCGUUGA